This is a messenger RNA of Penicillium cataractarum, 732 nucleotides long. RefSeq names its product NAD(P)-dependent oxidoreductase. Lineage: Eukaryota; Fungi; Ascomycota; Eurotiomycetes; Eurotiales; Aspergillaceae. The transcript has a single exon. The record is from RefSeq and is a predicted model, not a curated record. Bases 1 to 732 code for a protein of 243 amino acids.
AUGACUUCCACCACCAAGACGGUGGCUUUCUUCGGCGCUAGCACUGGCGUCGGUCUGUCAGCUCUCAAGCACAGCCUUGCAGCAGGUCUUCAAUGCACGGCGCUCUGCCGGACUCCCUCCAAGCUCGAGGCCAUUUUCCCAGCGGAUUCUACACCCAAUCUGAAGAUCAUCAAAGGCGACGCUCACGAUAUCACCGCGGUCACCCAAUGCAUUCGUACUUCGGAUGGCAACCUUGUCGACAUGAUCAUCACCACUAUCGGCAGCCGACCAAUUUGGUACAAGAUGACCAUCGAAGACCCAGAAUGCUGCCGAAAAGGCGCAGCCGUCCUUAUUGAAGCAAUCGCUCAACUUCGAAGCCAAGGGGCAACUGGUCGCCCCUACAUUGUGCCCUUCAGCACCACCGGCAUGUCGCGCUUUGGCCGCGAUUAUCCUCUUGCCAUGUUCCCGAUCUAUCUUUGGUUGCUCAAGGCUCCCCAUGAGGACAAGGAGAUCAUGGAAGAUCGAUUCAUUGCUAGCGGGGAGACUUUUACGAUUCUUCGGGGAAGUAUCCUUACCGAUGGGGAGACUGCGAAGACCGUUCGGGUCGGCGUUGAAGAUCCCAAGACUGGUCGGGAGUCUACCGCGAUCGGAUAUUUCAUUUCGAGGGAGGAUUCGGGGCGAUGGAUCGCGGAGAAUCUCAUUUUGAAGAAGACUCCGGAGUAUGAGAACAAAAUCCUCAUGAUUACUACUUGA